Messenger RNA from Durio zibethinus, 3514 nucleotides. NCBI's taxonomy places the organism in Eukaryota, Viridiplantae, Streptophyta, Magnoliopsida, Malvales, Malvaceae. The record is from RefSeq and is a predicted model, not a curated record.
UGAAUUCCACUACUUUCUUUGCCUGGUUCAACCGUUCAAGCUUUUUCUCGCAGCUUCAGAGAGGAAGCUUUUUCUUCUGAUCUCCCUUUUACUUUUGUCUUGCUUAGAAGCCUGAGAGAAAGAGAGAUAUAGAGAGAUGGAAAAUUUACCGGCUUUGAGCCAUCUUUGUUUCACAUUCUUUCUACAUAAUUUCGCAACGUUCAUGACGAUUCCUGUCACGGUAGAUGUUACCAUGUCCGCUCUUUGUCCUGGAAAACUUGAAUGCUCACUUGCAAUUUAUCUCACAGGAUUUCAACAAGCGAUUAUUGGGCUGGGAUCGCUUGUGGUGAUGCCUCUUGUUGGUAAUCUCUCCGACAAGUAUGGAAGGAAGGCUUUGCUUACAGUCCCCAUGACUCUCACCAUAUUUCCUUUAGCCAUAUUGGCUUACAGUAGAACGAGGGGCUUCUUUUAUGCCUACUACGUACUCAAGAUUCUCACUGCCAUGUUUUGUGAAGGAAGCGUCCACUGUCUCGCUCUCGCUUACGUGGCAGACAAUGUUCCGGAAGGGCAACGAGCAUCAACUUUUGGGAUCCUUUCUGGCAUUGGGUCUUGUGCCUUUGUCUGCGGAACUCUGUCUACCCGUUUUCUCUCAACUGCUUCCACUUUCCAGGUUGCAACAGCAAUGGCGAUGCUGUCAGCGGUCUACAUGAGGAUUUUCCUCCCAGAUUCCAUCAUAAAUGAUGAUCUUUCUACUCCAAUUAUCUCGAAAGGAAAACUUGAUGAUGGUAUUGUUAAUCCGGAUGAGGAGUCAGGCAAGAAAAUGCAGAUGUUUAAAACUAUGCCUUCAAUAGAGGAUAUGCUUGCAUUGUUGAAGAGCAGCUUGACAUUUUCACAAGCGGCAAUUGUUUCAUUUUUCAGCAAUCUUGCUGAUGUGGGUCUCCAUGCUUCAUUACUGUACUAUUUAAAGGCCAGGUUUCACUUCAACAAAGAUCAGUUUGCUGAUUUAAUGGUCAUUACUGGGGUUGCAGGGACUAUAUCCCAGCUGCUUCUCAUGCCUAUACUAGCUCCUGCUCUCGGAGAGGAGAGAUUGCUGUCAAUAGGACUUUUCUUUAACUGCGCACAUAUGAUCUUCUAUAGCAUUGCAUGGUCCUUCUGGCUUAAGGUCUGCCUUACUGUGGUCAAUACUUUUGUAAAAUGGCAGGUACCUUAUACCGCAGCUGUGUUCUCCUUAUUCUAUGUUUUUUCACAGCCAUGUAUACGGAGCAUCAUAUCUAAACAAGUUGGGCCCUAUGAACAGGGGAAGGCUCAAGGGUUCAUUUCAGGCAUAGGUUCCUUUGCCAAUGUUGCUUCUCCCUUGGUUUUCUCCCCUCUAACAGCUUUGUUCCUGUCAGAAGGAGCACCGUUUUAUUUCCCUGGAUUCAGUAUUAUGUGUGUUGGGUUUGCCUCGAUGAUAGCCUUUGUCCAGAGUCUCAUGAUAAGGGCUAUUCCUCCAGUUUCAACUUCUGAAAGAGUUGGCAAUUGCAACAUGGAAGCCUAGCUAGCAAGGAAUGUGUGUUCCAAGCCCUGAAUCAUUCCUUACUCGACUUCGUUAUUAUUCUCAAAAAUCUUUCAACAGUACGUAUAUAUUAGUAGUAACCACUAGAAAUGUUGCAGUAGAUUUUCUCAAGUUGAAAUGUUCCUUCCUUUAUGCAAGCUGUAGCUUUCAAACCAUUUCACUCGGUAUAUAUAGAUAUAGAGCCUGCUCGUCGGUGCUGCAGAAAGGAGCCUUAUUUCAGUUGCAUCUGCAAGAGACACGCUGAAUGCUGGUACCUCGUUCCAAAGCACAUCAAUUAUGAUUUUUGCUACUUUUUUGGGGUUUGGCUCAUCCUAUUAAUGUUUUUAUAUCAUUAAAAUUGGGAUUAUCCCGUGAACUUUGUAUUAUAGUUAGUUUUAACUAGUAGCUAGAGAAAGACAAGCAUGUUGGCUAGCUUGGCAUGAUAUGAAGCUCUCCUGCAGGAGAAAUGCAAGAAUUGGGGGCAUGAGCAAAUAUAAUGAUAUUCUUAUUUAUGUUCUUGUCAAAUUUAUCACAAAAAGUGUGAAAAACCCUUAAUGAAAACGAUUGUGUAAAACUUCACUGUAUGGAUAUUUUUUUAAAAUGCAAGGUCUAACGUCCCUCAUAAAUCAAAUGAAAGAAAAAUGGGAGAAAAAAAGCUAGUUGUGGUGGCAUUCAUUGUGAUUUGUUUGAUUCAAACUUAGCUUGUUCAUUCGGAUGGUGAAUGAAUAAAAUACAAUUUCUCCCUAACUUGCUAAAGCAAACUUAAACGUAUCAAAUUAAUGCCUGAACAAAAUCUCAAAUGUUAUAGAUGUCUGAAGAAGUUGAAAGUAAGUGAAGUAUGCGUAAUCAGUAACAGACCAACCAAUGGAAGCUCGACAACAAUAAACAAAAGUCUCGUUUUUGCCGCCGUUCCCUUAAACAAUUCUUCCAUUCAUGUAAUAACCAGUAGUAAUACAAGUGAAAAUAUCAAUAAAUAAGAGAGAAAAAACAAUUUGGAUCUUCUCUUCCUACAAUGGAGUCAUGGGAAUCCCACCCACCCUCUAAUAACUUUUCAACCACUGGUAAUUCGCAUUUCUCACUAUCUUUGUGUUUUAUUGUUAGAUAAGGAAAUUUCAGACAUAAUUACAUUUUCCUUUUUUUGUUUAGACUUUGUUAGUUGGAAUUGGAAGGCAAAGCAAAUUUAAAACACCAAAUUGACAAGGAGAAGCGACUAAUCUGCACCUUCGCGUGAAAGCCUCAAGGCAGCAUUAUCCCGUGUAGGUGUAGUAGCUUUGAAAACGUCGGCUUUGACGCUGCCACCAUGUGGCUGACAACCAUGAAAUGUUGAAGCCUAUCCUUUCCAUCAAUGUAUUGCAGUUUAGUUUUAGCUCCCAACGCCUCUACAUCUGUCAACAGGUCGCUCAACCACAUCUCAGUCCUUCUAACUUUUCCUAAAAAAUGCUCCCAAAAAUGGUGCUUGAUUUGCUCGUUCCAACUUAAUUUUGGUUCAAUUUGUCCUGAUUGUGGAACUUCCUCUUUUGUUUUUCUUGCUAGUAUUAUAAAGCUUGGCCUCUUCAGAGCCUUGCCUUGCAAAACUACUUUCUUUGAGAACCAGAGAAUCAGACAAGAACUUGACCUUAUUCUUUAAAACAUAAUAAAAAUAAAGCAAUUGGACCCGAAAUUUCGCAAAAUCUCAUAAAUUAAGUAUCUUAAACAACGCAUAACCCGCACAUGAAUGGCAGCCACGCGUAUCUUUGAACUAUUUUUUCUGCAUAAAUAAUAAACAACAUCAUUAACGUAACAUAACAAAGAAAAGAAAUCCGUCAGGUUAUUGUUUUCUGUUUUUGUCAGGGCCUCCGGUUCUUGCCGUUGGCUUUGGUCGGAGAAAACAAACCCAAUUCUGCCGUUUUGAAACUAACACCUGUUUUGCAGUACGCGGCAGUAAGUUUGUUCCGCCUCCGGUUAUAGCCAACAGCGAAAAAACUUCACAAAAUUAAAAACCAAAAGGAAAAAAAAAAAAAA